Messenger RNA from Nicotiana tabacum (common tobacco), 778 nucleotides. RefSeq lists its product as uncharacterized. The record is from RefSeq and is a predicted model, not a curated record. NCBI's taxonomy places the organism in Eukaryota, Viridiplantae, Streptophyta, Magnoliopsida, Solanales, Solanaceae.
AGCUUCCUCAUCCUUCUUACAAUUAUCACAACUUAAUUAGUAGUUAUAAAAUUAAGAUUUAUAGUUUCAAUUAAGAAACAAAAUGGGAUCAAAGGCAUUUAUGCUUAUUGUUUUGGCUAUUUUACUUGUGAUAACAUCAGAAGUUGCAGCUAGGGAGUUGGCUGAGAGCACCCCCACUACUACGGACAAUGCAAAGGUAUCCGAAAAGAAAAAUGAUGAUGUAAAUUACUCGAAAUUUUUAGGAGCAGGAUUUCCAGGAGUCGGAGGUGGCGGAUUUGGAGGAUACCCCGUAGGAAGAUAUGGAGGAUACCCUGGAGGCGGAUAUGGUGGAUACCCUGGUGGCGGAUAUGGUGGAUAUGGUGGAUACCCGGGUGGUCGUGGAUAUUAUGGAGGUUAUCCAAGAGGCGGAUAUGGUGGAUAUGGUGGCUAUGGUGGUGGCUAUGGAGGAUAUCCUAGAGGUGGUUGGUAUGGAGUAUGGCCUCGCGACUAAUUAAUUUACUAAGGAAUAUAUAUAUGAAGAAUAUUCAAGGUGUCUAUAUAUAAUGUGUAGUACUCUUUCUGUCCUAAAUUAUGUGUCACUUUUCGUUUUUUCGUUUUAUCGUUGGAAGUAUGAAUAAAUGUACCAGCAAUAUCCAUUCACUUACUAUGGGUGGAUGGUCAUGUCAUGAUUUUAUAUCUGUAUGUGAACUUACUUGUAUACGUCUUUUUUUACUUUACAUAUAAUUGUCAUUUAUAAAAUUAAGUGAAAUCCAAGUGAUCGUCGUAUAUUUCCUUUGUA